AUGAUGGGGGUGAUCCAGACGCGCACGGCGACGGAAACGCGACUCCGAAAUGCGGCGGCGACGCAGCAGCGAGAGCAAGAGCGACUGCGGAAGCAGCUCCUGACGCGACUUGCGCCAAAAGGCUCGCGGCGCUAUUUGCGCUCCAUCGCGGCGACGGAGGAGGCGGCGACGAGGGCAGAGGAGGUGGAAAGGUCGUCGCGCCUGCUCGACGAGGCGAAGACGGAGCACCAGAGCCUGGAGAAGCUGCGCACGGACCUAAUGCGGCAACAGUUCGAGGCGCAGUCCCUCGAGACGCAGAUGGAUGCGAUGGGCCAGAAACUAUUCCCCCGCGGCAUGUCCUACGCUGCCCUGGAUCGGCUUGUGCAGGAGGUCGAUGUGCUAAUGCUUGUGCGUAAGCUGGUGCCACUCGAGACCCAGCGCGAGAAACGCGCGCGCGCGGCUCUGUUCGAGUCGGAGACCCGGCUGAAGCGCGUCCAAAAAAUCCUGCGCGAUGUCCUACAUCUGUCUAUUCGGCUGGGCAUCGCGAACGACAGCCGCGACCGCGUGCUACCUGCGAGUGUGUCCAAGAUGACAAAAAUGUCGACGCCCCUCCUGCUGCGGGCCAAGAGUGAGCUGGGCGACUUCUACACAUGGAUCGCCAAGGCGCGCAUGCGCCAGGUGUUUAUCCAUGGCGCCCCAGCGAUUGACCUGAUUGACCUGACGCGCCUGCCCGGCAAGAGCGACAAUUCGUUGGACCAAACUGGCCUGCAGAAAGCGGUCGAGCGAAAUUUCUCCGAGACGCAGCGUGGCCUCUCCUAUCUUCAGAAUGAGAUCUUGGUCUCCAAGGCGCGCGAAAAGGCCCUGUUCACCUACUGCGACGAGCUGGGCGAGCGCACUCGCGCGGCUCAGGCACGCGUGCGCGCGGCGUGGGCGUGCGUGCUGGAGGCGGAGCCCAGCACGAUUGCCACUAAGCUCGUGGAGAUCGAGGCGCAGCUCGAGCUCGCUCCCGGCGACGUGGGCCGUGUGCCAACGGGCGUUGCGGCAAAAGUAGCGGCGGAGGCGGAGGCGGAGCGCGAGGCCGCCGAAAAGGAGGCGAAUGCGCCAGAUUCUGAGGCAGGUACGACCGUGACGAGCUUCUCGCUGACGUCAACGAUGGUGUCGGUGCCAGGGGCGGCGCCCGAGUCGUACCGGGUCGCACUGGCGCGCCUGCACCACGUGCUGGCGCAGGGCGAUGUGGAUGCUCGCACGGACCACGAGGACGAGGACCUGCCGUGGCACAUGCACGCGCUAGGAUUUUAG
This is a messenger RNA of Malassezia sympodialis ATCC 42132, 1278 nucleotides long. RefSeq lists its product as uncharacterized. Lineage: Eukaryota; Fungi; Basidiomycota; Malasseziomycetes; Malasseziales; Malasseziaceae. The record is from RefSeq and is a predicted model, not a curated record.